GGUUGUGAAUAGCAACCCAAUCGCCACGACUGCCAGCAGAGACAUCACGACUAGAUCGAGAAACUUUUCUUCGGUGUCGACGCAUCACCAGGGCGGAGGAGGUGCAGCGGGUCCUGGGACGACUACGACGAGGAGUUCUUGCAGCACUGCUUCACAGUCUUGCCGCAACAAUUUCAGCUCUAGUCGGCAGAAUCAUAAUCACAACUUCUAUCAAAACCAGAGGCUGUCGUACGCGCAGUACCAGCAGCAGAAAUAUGAGCAGAUCCAAAGGGACCGUGCCUACCGCCGCCGCGUGCGAGAACGGGAACAGCAGUGGUAUUACCAAAACCAGCAGGAGGCGCUACAGCGGGAGCACGAGCUGUACGUAGAGCAGUGGGAGGAAGAGUGUCGGCAGAGGAAUCAACAUUUUCACAUGCUGCAGCAACAGGAACAGCAACAAUACGGAUACAACCAGCAACAUCAAAAUAUGAACCAGUUUGAUAAUGAUGCUCCACCCCAUGAUGACCCGGGUCGUGGGCAACAGCAGAUGAACCAGCAGCAGCAUAGUGUUCAGAUGCAGGGACAGUAUCAGGAGCAAUUGUAUCAUCGCCAGCACCUCCGCCAGCAGAAUCACCAGCAGUGUCAGUACCAGGAGCAACAGUUGGCGCUAGAACAGGAGCAGCUGCGCGAAGAGCAGAUGCUCUUGGAGCAGGAGAUGCUUCGGGAGCUAUCAAAAUGAAAAAUCCCCCCUCCCCACAUCAAAACGAAAUUUCUGAUGCUGGAUUUGCGUACACAAAUCCGAUUUGUAUUGCAGGAAGGCACUGCGGCCAGAUUCCCAGGCUAGGUAGGGGCGUAUGAGUCUAGUUGUUCAGCAUGCCAAACGGCUCCCCUUUAGGCCCAACAGCAUGGCAAAUCGCUUCCGUAAUGGGGCGGAGGCUUCUGCCCUUGUCUUCUUGCAAGACAGACGUGAUUUGUGACCUCAAAUCAGCAGCGCAAAUUUUCGAAAACAUAACUUUGCAAUAUGGGGAGGGGAGAUUUUUCAUUUUGAUAGGAGCAGCAGAUUUUCCAAGAAGAGCAGAUCAUUCGAGAACAGGAGGAGCACAUGCGUUUGCAGGAAGAGGAGGAGAUGCGUCGCCGGCGGCAGGAGGAACAGGACGAACAGCUGCGGCUGGGGCAGGACCGGAACAUCGAUGAUGUGGUGCACAUGCAGUAUCAGACGCAAUUGGAAGAUUAUCAUGCGCAGGAGCAAGAACAGGCGGGGGCUGUUGUUCUGCCUGCGGAUGUUGUGCAUCAGCAGUACAGCUGCAACCAACAAAUUGUCACCCCACAGGAACAACGCCAGCAGCACGUCGUGCUGCUGAUGCCCUCGCAGCGGCCUUCAGGAGCUUCUGUAGCGGGUUAUGUAUGCGGAUCACCUCUCGGGUUGGUGCCACCUGUCACAAUGCAUCAUAAUCUGCCAGGGGGCGCAGCGGUGAUGCAUCAUAAUCAACAUCUAAGCGACCACGCAGUAGGACAGCAACAUUGUUCUUCAUCGGCGCAAUUUAUGAACACCACUAGUACGGUCUGCAGCCCGUACGCCGGCAACUACCCCAAAAUGGCAGUUGGAAGUCCCAGUGGUUUGGUGCUCCAAGAUACGGGGAUCGAUCAUUACCUCCAGCAAGAAGAAUUCGCGAAGCAGCAAAACAAACAAGAAAAACUGCGGUUGCAGUUGCAACAGCAGGGAUAUAAACCGGCAGCUUGUCAAGGUCCAGAGGAAGAUCAUUCAAAUGCUGGGCCACACAAUGUUAAUUCGAUGCCGCAAACGGUGUCAGAGGAACUUUUUCACCAGCAAGUUGCGUUGCAGCAACGGUUAGAGCACGAGCUGGAGCAGCAAUUGAUUGAAGCUAGUCAAAAUAAAAAGUCCUCAACCUCGACCACGAGUGUCUUCCCUUCACUCGACGAGCAGCUGCAACACCAAGGGCUGCAACAAGAGGAACAAUACCAGUACGACUUCUCAGGAUCAUCCUGCGCUCAGAGCGUCUCCGAGAAAAAUUUUCCGCGCGACGGCUCGCGAGGUGGAGCGGGAGUCGAAGUGGUGCAGCAGUAUGAUCUACAGUCUGGAAUAAAGACAAACAACUACAAUGGCGCCGGUCAAGUAGUCCAUGAUACAGUUCUUGCCGCGAGGACGGACGCCGUGCAGGAGGCUGCUUCCAUGAUCCCCUCCCCGGCCACGGCAAUGUACAACGACGCCAUGUAUCAUUUGCAGCAGGGCGAUUCCUUUAUGCUGGACUCCGCCACCGGAGCCGGCAAUGAGAAUGACCAAAACGCGGGCGGAGCUGCUUGUACAGCUGUUUUUUCUUUCUACUUAUUUCGAUUGAUUCAUUUUGAUUUGCCGGACAGAAGAAACAGCACGUCAAGCCACUUCUGAUAAAAAUAAAACCAUCUUUCUGCUUGUUGCUGUCAAGUACAUUCGUUGCCUGUGGGUGUGGUGUACUUAUAAUUCUCGGUUACGUGGUUAAGAAUACCUGGCUGCGUUUUUAUAUUUUGCAUGUCGAACAAAUUAAAAUUAUCGGCAUGACGAAAAGUAUCUGAAAAACCAAACAGGCAACACAAAUCCGAGUUACGCCUUUCACGACGCGCACCAGCUGAGUACCAAGUCGACGGCCGCACCGACCGUGCCGAGUUACAAUGGCAAGAUGUCGGAUCCGGACACGAAGGACAUUCUGGUGAACGAGAACAAAAAAAUGGCGCACGAAAACACAACAACUACCGCCGGAGCGUUUUUUGCCAACCAAUCCCGGAUGGGUGGGUCCUCUGGUGACACGUCUUCAUGUGAAACUGCGGAAAAUUUUGAUCCGGUCUGGGUCCCGCCCCAAGGUGGUUUUAACGGCCGGGAGGAAAGCGAAAAUCAUGGAAAUCCAGCUGUGCAGAACAACGAGGACCACGAAGCGGUUAGCAAGAAGAACCAACAGCAACAUGAACAAAACGUGUAUAGUAAUCAAAAACAGAGCAACACAAUAAAUCAUAAGGCGGCGCAGCAGGAGAAGUACAACUAUGCUAGCAGCUCCAAUUUGUAUCACAGUUUUACCAAAAACCAUCCAAGAGCCACAUCGUACGCUUCAAGCACGACGAGUCACCAGAAUUAUAAAGCGACAUCUUCGACGACUUCGACGGGAUUUUACAAUAGUUAUUCGGAGGUCGUAAAGUUUGGAAAAAAUAAACAUAACGCCGGGUCUAAUAUUACCAGUGGUUCCACGACACAGGUGAAUCUGCAGGGAAAUUCAAAUUUUGGAAGUAGAGCGAGCGUGUCUGCAUCGAGUAAAAAAACGAAAACCACGACGACGGCGAGCGUGGACCCUUUUGCGGCACUGACCAUGCAGUUCUCGGAUGCUGUGCAAGAGAACGUGGAGCGCUGCAAAAAGGAGCGGGAGGAACGUGCCGCCGGUAAUGUUGGAGGGCAGGUGGUAGAGAAGGAAUUGGAUCACAAAUCUUUACUGACCCAGUUAUUAAACGACCUGGAUGAAGAUUGCGACGAACAGUUGUAAGCUCUCCACUCUACUUCCUUGAUGUUUUAGUUUUUUUUUUGAGAUAUGGAUAGACUCAUUUCACACUUUUUACCAGACCUCUGGUAUUUGAGAAGCAGAUGCAGAAAGAUACAUGAAAUAUGUUGGCAAGAGAGGAUCUGCAAAUAGGCAUGUUCUAGGUUUAAAGUUGCUUUGUAGUAUGUGCAUAAAUGACAUAGAUAAAGACCAUUGUCUAAGAAAACGCUGGAGCAAUGUGAUAAGCAAGUAAUCGUUUAUGAGCUUCGAGCUUUGUACCGGUAAAGUAUCGAUACAGUUCUCGUUUCCGUGUCGGAUCGGACAACACAGUGAAAAAGCUAAGUUUUUUUAGAACCGGUGGAUAUAUAUUGAAUAGAAUUUUCUUUCAUACUCAUAGCUCUAAGAGAAUGUUAUACCCUAUUAAUUGUUUGGCUACAAACUAGUACUCGAACAGUAUUUAUCUUCUUCACAAGAGUACCGGAAUGCAUGUACCGCCGUCGCGGCAUCGUCAAUUAAGUAUCAUAGCAGCAAGUUUUGGGCUGCAGAAUAUUUAGGUAAGUACGUUCGGCCGGCGGGGGCGGAGAUGAAUUUCGAGCUGGCUCUCACGAAAGACGCGAUGCUGAAGUUGUUGCGGCUUUGCUGCAACCAAGGCGCGGAUGUGGCAAGGUCACGGCGUGAUACCUUCGGUCACGCUCAUCAAUUUGCGAGUACUGAAUCCUUCUUAUGAUGAGAAAUUUCUUAUCCCAGGAGCAAUGCAAUAGUACGAGUCAACGUGUCAUCAAGGCAAAGGCUGUAGUUUCAGCAUUUGUUGCAAUGUACCCAUGUUAGACCACAAGUUGAGAAAAACAAACGCAGCACCUCAUGCAUACCUACGAAACAAGCUCAUAAGCUGACACUGAUUUUUUUAUUUUUUGCGCUCUAGGCAUGAUUUUCGUUUUCAAUUGAUUCGUGCAAAUGCUAGUACACUUUUCUGUGAUGUUUUCUUUGUACCGGAAAGUCUAGUCAAGCCUAGUUCAAUUUCAGGAUUUCUACAACCUGCAGAUCUACAAUAAUCUCUCUCUGCAGGCGAGACCGGAGCUAAAUGUUGCGACCUUGCUUUCCUUUUUUUCUCCAGCAGUUUGAACUUGUUUAUGAAGUCAAGAACUGAUCAUAGGUUUUCGCUCUCAAAUGUUAGAGAAGUAUAUCGAUUUUUUACAAGUUUUCUUUUUGUCUUACCGACAGCGUACUCGAAAAAAGAUUAGGUAGUACUCUACAUUUUGCAGUUGUCUAUAGAAAACAACGAAACUCGUCUCGCUUUUUCGUGGCUACGUUGCGUUUCCACUAGUUGGCGAGGCUGGUAAAACGAUAACGACUUGAGAAGUUGUCUUCCGUGUAUGUUAUUUGUCGUUUCAACAUCCUAGCUACUUGGUAUAUAGAAUUCUAUGGACUAGAAACAGCUCAAUCGUGACUGCGAGGAGUGUUUCGCGAUGCAGCGGACGACGGGCUUCGAUUUUCAGAUCAGAAGCAAGGCCAAGUGGUCUUAUUCUUACAAACACGGAGACUGCGGAACAGUGCCAUGCGUCAGAAAAAGUAUAUGGGGAGUGCCACUUCACGUAUUAAAAAAAAAGCAAACGGUUUGAAGUUGAACAACAAAGGCGAAACGUAGGGGGUCUGUGCUUGCCUGCUGACACAGUUAAAUGAACCUAGGUCAACAUCAAACGCAUUUUCGAACAGGAAAUGGAAGCUACUGAUCGGUAAUCACUCGUGCCAGGAACUCAUAUACUAAUACUUACUUUGCGACGAUAUGUUUACAACUAAGUAGAGAAAGCGGUAGUUCUUGUCAGUGCGCACCGACUUCCUUUGAUUCGGGAACGAGAAAGCAGGGUAGGAAAUCUUUCGCACUGCAUGAAAUCGAUCUCAAGGCACAGGCGCACAAGAUAAUGACGAAAAUCAGGGCUUUGUGUUGCUGUUGCGUUGCCGCCACAGCUUCCUACGUUUUGUUGUAUGUGCAAAUCUUUAUCACCGUAGAUAGAUUACUUAAGUGUGAGUCUAGCCAGUACGAGUUUGUAGACAGCAUGGCAUAGCUAUACUUGCAAUGCGUGUUGAUGUCGUGUUUUGCUUUCAGCUGCUACCGAUGAAUCUUGAAUGACGAAGGUGACAAAAAACGAUGAUAGACUGGUGGAACCUAUGAACGCUUGACGUAAGAAAUGGCACAGUCUGACUCUGAGUCUACUCCUUGUUGUCCCGCAG
Amoebophrya sp. A120 is the source of this 5726-nucleotide messenger RNA. The record is from the annotation of a GenBank genome assembly. NCBI's taxonomy places the organism in Eukaryota, Dinophyceae, Syndiniales, Amoebophryaceae.